Messenger RNA from Cloeon dipterum, 1890 nucleotides. Its product is annotated as synaptic vesicle 2-related protein. Gene Ontology annotation, molecular function: transmembrane transporter activity. NCBI's taxonomy places the organism in Eukaryota, Metazoa, Arthropoda, Insecta, Ephemeroptera, Baetidae. Gene Ontology annotation, cellular component: membrane. The record is from RefSeq and is a predicted model, not a curated record. Gene Ontology annotation, biological process: transmembrane transport. The transcript has 10 exons. Bases 210 to 1718 code for a protein of 502 amino acids.
CAUAGCGGUACUCGCGGCACACACACACACACACACACACACACUCUGCACUGCCUUUAGCCGCGCGGCCUCCGCAGUUGAAUUCUCAGUUUCCAGCGAUUCGUGCUUCUCUCUCGUGACGAACACUAUGGACCGGCCAGCACGAUAGUUUUGCUUUCGUCCAUUGAAUGUUACAAUUUUUUUCGAUGUGAGUCUCGUAAUCAACCAAAAUGAUCUCGACUGUAACGAGAAACUUCAAAGGCAGCAAAGCCGCCGACUAUGAGGAUUUGGAUGCCAACUACAAUAGCAGAAAUCCUCAAGACAUCAUCGAGAUGCAGUCUCCUGUGCCCGUCGUGCCAGAUGAGUCGUACACGGUGGGUGCGGCGGUCAACGCGUUUGGCUUCGGUAAGUUCCAGGUCAAGCUGUCGCUGUUCACGGGUCUGUGCUGGAUGGCCGACAGCAUGGAGAUGACCAUCCUCAGCAUCCUGUCGCCGGCCCUGCACUGCGACUGGAAAAUCACGCAAUACCAGCAGGCGCUCACAACCACGGUGGUCUUUUUAGGGAUGAUGAUAAGCUCGACCUUUUGGGGCGUGCUGAGUGACAAGUACGGACGAAAGCAGGCGUUGACUCUGUGCUCCGUGCUGCUGUUUUACUUCGCUCUCAUGAGCUCCUUCGCGCCUUCUUUUGGCUGGAUUCUGUUCCUUAGGGGUCUCGUCGGGUUCGCCAUCGGUUGCGUCCCUCAAUCAGUCACUCUCUAUGCUGAAUUUCUACCCACCAAGCAGAGGGCGAAAUGCGUUGUUCUAUUAGACUGUUUCUGGGCGCUCGGCGCCUGCUUCGAAGUGCUGCUGGCGCUGUUUGUGAUGCCCACUCUGGGCUGGAAGUGGCUGUUGGGCCUCUCGACGAUUCCGCUGUUUGCAUUCGCCUGUGCUUGCCCUUGGCUGCCCGAGAGUGCUCGGUACCACGUGGCCAGCGGACAGACAGAGCAAGCGGAGGCCACCCUGCAGAAGAUCGCGCGUGACAACGGCAAACCUAUGCUGGUCGGCCGCCUGGUGCUGGAGGAUGGCCAGAUGUCCAUCAGAGGAAGGGUCAGAGAUCUGCUGAGCACGGAGUAUAGGAAAACGUCACUCUUGCUCUGGACAAUAUGGAUCGCGACGGCAUUUUGCUACUACGGCGUCGUGCUGAUGACGACUGAGCUGUUCGAAAACAAAGCACCGUGUCCUGGUCCCGGGCCGUGCGUCUCUGAGUGCAAGCGACUCUCGUCCUCGGACUACAUGGACCUGCUGUGGACCACGCUGGCCGAGUUCCCCGGAAUUUUCGCCACCAUUUUUGUGAUAGAGCGUUUUGGGCGGAAGAAGACGAUUGCAGCCCAGUUUCUAGUGUACACCGUCUCCAUGGCCAUUCUUCAUCUCAGCAUGGACAACCGAGCAUACUUGACCGGCAUGCUCUUCAUCUCGCGUGGAAUCGUGGCUGGAAUCUUCCAAGCUGCCUAUGUUUAUACCCCUGAGGUUUACCCAACUCCGCUUCGGGCCGUGGGGGUGGGCACCUGCAGCGCGAUGGCCCGCUUGGGGGCCAUGGUGACCCCGUACGUGGCACAGGUGCUGCUGAAGACGUCCACCACUUGGGCUGUGUCCAUUUACGCGGCGACAGCAGUGGUCGCGGCAAUGGCCGCCCUCUGCCUCCCGUACGAAACCAAGGGCGCCGAAAUGAAAGAGACAAUGGUCAGAAACCAGCACAAGUGAAUCGCCAGAGUGACUUGAUUUCAGUGAUACAUUUAUUUAAACACGCAUCCUUACUGACUAAAUAUUCAUGCAGCCAAAAAGCCAGUGCACAUCAACUGUAUAGAAUUGUGAAUUUUAUCUUUAAAGGUUUAGCAACAAUAAAGCAAUUAUAAUCAUUAGCUAUUAAAUAAAA